Molecule: messenger RNA, 1738 nt
Organism: Pollicipes pollicipes
Lineage: Eukaryota; Metazoa; Arthropoda; Thecostraca; Pollicipedomorpha; Pollicipedidae
Product: BUB3-interacting and GLEBS motif-containing protein ZNF207
Exons: 3
Coding region: 8-352 (114 amino acids)
Source: RefSeq, a predicted model, not a curated record
GCCGGGCAUGCCGCCGGCGGCAGCAGCGGCGGCGGCGACGACGGCGGCGGCCGGCCCGGCGCCCACGGCCACCGAGAUCAGCCGCAAGCCGGCGCUGGUGCAGCAGACCGGCGGCGCCACCAGCAAGAUCAUCCACCCCGAACAGGACAUCUCACUGGAGGAGCGCCGCUCCCAGCUGCCCCGCUACCGCCAGCCCCAGGCUCGCCCGCCGGCGGCGCCCCACCCGGCCAUGAUGGCCGCCCAAGGACCGCCGAUGCAGAUGGGGAUGAUGCGUCCGGGCGGGCUGCAGCAGCCGCUCAUGAUGGGCCGGCCACCGAUGGCCACAGGUGAGCAGCCCCCACCCGGACCCUGACCCUGACCCUGACCCUGACCCUGAUCCUAACCCUGACCCUGAUCCAUGACCCUGACCCUGAUCCCUGACAAUACCCCCUUCUCCAAGCCCAGACCGCAGCGCAAGGCUCGGCACCAUGUGUCAGUCCUCCCGCCGACCUCGCUCUGACCCCGUCCCGGCGUCGGCUGGGCGACCCCGUGCCGGAGCGGCGUCUGCCGGCGCGGUCAGCGCCUCCGCGCGUCCGCCGCGGGGGAUCUGCUGCGUGGGACGGGCGUCGCCCGGCGCGUCCUGAGGUCAGCUGUCAGUCAGCCGUUAAGGAACGGGGGACAUGACGGGCGUGUUUAUGGGGUCAGUGGGUGCAGCGUAGGUCAGACGGUCACCCGGGUGUAUAGCUACUAGGCGCAUUCAACAGCUUUCAAAGCCAGUGCGUGAGCAGGGCUUGUAAUUCAGCCAGAUGAAUCCAGGUGCUGCCACUCUGUGUUUUGUUGCCGUUUUGCAGGAUAAAUUCUGCAUAAACGGACAGAAACUGAAGGCCAUAAGGUACCCCUUUUAGUGCGUUAAAUUAUCGUAUUAUAGUUGCAGCGUAUGCUUUUAACUGUUAAAGACUGGUGAUCAUGGCCUGUCACGUGUGACUGCGUUAGAGUGCGUUAUAAUUGAGAUGUAUGAAUGUAUUAUCCGGCAGUUAAUACAGAUAUAUAACACCAUGGAAAUAAACUCAAAUGAGGAGCACAAUCAAAUCUGCUUCAAGAAAGUGAGCACUAACCGAUGCUUCAAAUAAUAAAAAUGCAAUAAAAAGUCAUAACCUAAAAUGAUACUGCAUCCUUUGCAUCCAUCUGCAUCCUUCGUGACAUGCGUAUCUAGUUAAACAAAAAAUUCCAGGGCCACGAGGCACACAGUGGCACGAGGGAUACACGGUAUAUGCUGCUCCAAUGCUUCCAGUGCUGGAUCCAAGUGAAGACAACGGGACCGCGGGCCCCUAGAGCGCGAACAUAACCCUCGUCAGCUCUCCACGGCGGUUUCUCUCAUCCGGUUGUAACCGAUAAAAUCCCGCUGGCAGGCCUGUCUCGGUCGGCUGCUGCCGCCUCUGUGCACCCGCCCUCCGCGCGGAGGCCCGCAGGUCUGUCUCGGCGGGCUUCUGUCGCCCCCGCGCACCCGCCUCCCGCUCGGGGGCGCUGGCAGGCCGUGCUUACGCGGCGGGAGCUCCGAGAGUGGCGGUCGCUGCUGACCGCUGCUCUCUGGGGAAUGUGUCGGGUCGCCAGGCUCAGCGUCGCGUCGUAGUCCUCAACGCCACACGCUCGUUCCCGUCGGCUUGUCGGCCCACGUCGGCAGACGCGGCCCUCGAUCCGUGCGAGAGCACCGGGGACCAGUCCGUGCGGGCAAGUCCGGCCCCCGGGUCAGGUCGGCGGG